AUGGCUCAGAAUGGCAUACUCGCCCCGAUCGUUACCCUCGUUGUAAAUGAGUUAUGGGAGCCGAUCAAGAAGCAUAUUGGCUACUGUCUGAAGCCUAAAACCAAUGUCAAGAAUCUAGCCAAAGCUGCUGAUGAAUUGAGGAACUCCAUACAUACCAUCGAGGAGACCAUUCAGUUAGGUGAACGCGAAGGCAAGAGACCGAAGGUACAAGUAACAAAGUGGACAGAGAGUGCUCAGUCUAUUGAAGCUGAAGCUUGCAGCAUCAGCAAUAAGUACCAGGCAAGGACCAUACAUAUCUUUCGCUGCUCCUGGAGUUGUUGGUCUAACUAUAAAAUUAGCAAAUCUGCUGCAAAAGUUAAAGCUGAUAUUGAAGAUAUUAACAAGAGAUCACUUCAAAAGGAUGAUAUAUUAAGUUUGCUCCCACCAGUUGGUUUGGAGUUGCCUUUACCAGCAAACAUCGUAGGCCAAGAACACUACAGAAACAAGGUUUUCGGUUGCAUUGAGGAAGGCCCUACCGACAUCAUUGGCAUAUGUGGCAUGGGAGGGUCAGGAAAAACUACUCUCCUUAAACAAAUCAACAACUAUUAUAGCUCUGAAAGGCCUGUAUUUGAUCAUGUCAUGUUUAUUGAAGUUGGCAAGCAGCUAAACUUGAUGGCAGUUCAGCAGAGCAUUGCAUCUGGACUAGGACUGUUGUUAACAAAUGAUGGAGAUGCAACACACAGAGCUAGAGCUAUUUUCAACUUUUUAAAGGAAAAGAAAUUCCUAUUGCUGAUUGAUGAUCUUUGGGAAAUGCUGGACCUAGUGAAAGUUGGUAUACCACAUGGUUCGAAGAAGUGUUGCCUUCAAAAUAGUCAGACUGUGGUGAUCACAACACGAUCUUUGGAUGUCUGUGGUAGAAUGCAAAUUUUUGAAAACGUUAUACAGUUGAAAUGCUUGAAUUCUGAUCAUUCGUGGCAGCUGUUUAAAGAGGUUGUUGGUGAAAGAAAGACGGAAGAUGCUCGAAUUAGGGGAUGUGCCAAGAAGAUUGCUGCAAAAUGUGGAGGUCUUCCACUAGCAAUUAAGAUAACUGGGCAGGCUAUGGCUUCCAAGGUAGCUUCAGAAGAAUGGGAAUACAGUUUGAUGUUAGUAGAAGAUUCAGUUUUCCAUGAGGUUUCUGGUUCAGAUAACGAACUCUUUUCUAUACUGAAAAUUAGUUAUGAUAGCUUGCAAAGUGAUGUGAUUAGAAUGUGCUUUCUACUAUUUGCGGGGACUACCGCACAACAUCCAGAUGAUGAUUGGGAUUCUAUUGGUUUAAUUCACAUUUGGAUGGGGCAUGGACUGCUAGGUGAGGAUGAUGAUAUUGAAAGAACUUACUUGAUUGGAUAUUCUAUUAUUGAAAUUUUGAAAAGAUCGUUCUUGCUUUAA
Triticum turgidum subsp. durum (durum wheat) is the source of this 1404-nucleotide messenger RNA. NCBI's taxonomy places the organism in Eukaryota, Viridiplantae, Streptophyta, Magnoliopsida, Poales, Poaceae. The record is from the annotation of a GenBank genome assembly.